This is a messenger RNA of Clarias gariepinus (North African catfish), 2439 nucleotides long. RefSeq names its product kelch domain-containing protein 1-like. The transcript has 14 exons. Lineage: Eukaryota; Metazoa; Chordata; Actinopteri; Siluriformes; Clariidae. Gene Ontology annotation, molecular function: protein binding. Bases 110 to 1297 code for a protein of 395 amino acids. The record is from RefSeq and is a predicted model, not a curated record.
CUCAAGAGCUGUGUUUUCCUGUUUGCAGGCCAUCUUUCCCGCUGUAAACACCGGCCAGAGUAGCUGAGCUCAGGAGUUACCGGCGGUACCGGACAGAGAGUCGCGGCUGAUGGCGGCUCCGGCGCGGAGCGAUCAUGUAGCGCUGCUGCUGGGAAACGUGCUGCACGUCUGGGGCGGAUUACAGUAUGCGAAUGGGGAAGAAGUUGUGUUACCUAGUGAUCAGAUCUGGCUCUACGAUCUUGAAAGUGGACUCUGGACUCGUAUGGGGAUGGGUGGAGAAUUGCCUCCUCUGCUUUCUCAGACAUGUGGCUCACUUCUCAGUGGUAUGCUUUAUGUUUUUGGAGGAAGAGACAGCGACACCUACACCAACCAGAUGUAUUGCGUAGACUUGCAAGAUGGAAAAUACAUGUGGAAGAAAUUGAGCACCUGUGCAGGAACCCCUCCCUCACCCAGAGACCGACACUCAUGCUGGGUCUACAAGGACAGGCUUAUCUAUUUUGGCGGAUAUGGAUGGAAAACAGUACAAGAUAUUAACAACUACAAAACCUUUACAAUUGAUGAGACAUCAUGGGUGAUGAAUGGCCGUGUGUUAUUCCGCUUUUGGGGUUGGAAUAAUGAGGUUCACGUAUAUGAACCCUACACAGCUACAUGGACUGAACCCCAAAUCCAGGGGCGGCCACCUGAACCAAGGGCUUCCCAUGCUAGUGCCAUUCUCGGCAGCAAGGGUUACAUCUGUGGCGGAUUGGAAACACAGAAUGUAGACAUCCACUGUUUAGACCUGGCCACAUGGACAUGGACACAAAUCGAGCCUUUGGGGCCUCUCCUCCCGAUUGGCCGCAAUCUGCACACACUCACGCCAACCUCACACAGCACGCUGUUUCUCUUCGGCGGCCUCAGCAUAUCCGGGCAGGUUCUCUAUGAUGGCUGGGAAUUUGACACUGUAACAAGAGAAUGGAGAGAGAGGCCACAUCCUCAUGAAGAUAAACCCAGGUUCUGGCACUCAGCAGUACAGGGGAUGGACAGUGAUGUGGUGGUUUAUGGAGGAUGCCGAGACUUUGUCUUAGUCAUGGAUUCGGUUAUGGUGCUCAGAUCUCCUUCGCAGAGUCACUGUGGAGAUGUGCUGGUGUUUCAGAGCCAGCCAUAUUCACUCACCAGAUUAUGUGAGGACUGCAUAGGCAAACAUGGAUCUGUUUUACAAGAAAAGAUGUCAUCUUUGCCACCCAAAGUUCAGAGGACUCUUCACAAGAGGAUGUCUUACUUCAAAACAGAAAUGCAGGAGCAAAAUGGUUAUGUAUGAGAUUAUGGACAGGAAUCUUACCCUUCAUAUCAGGUCAGGUAUAACGUUGCACGGAUUAUUUAUUUAUUUUUAGCUAUGGCCAAUAAAUUUUCUAUUUUGGUGAAAAUUGGUUGAUAAAUACCUUAUUGUCCUGAACCUUCAACAAAAAUUGAGAAUUGCUGACCUGUGUCUACUGCCAACCUUGGACAUCUGAGAAUUAGAACUGGACCACAGAGCAACAGAAGAAGGUGGCCGGUCUGAUGAAUAAUGUGCACAACUGUUUGUGUGUGCAUCUCUUUCCUAAGGAAGAGAAUUCUUCUAGGAAACCUUGGGUCCUGACAUUCAUGUGGAUAUUACAUUGACAUGUACCACCUACACAUAGUUGCAGCCCAAGUAUACCCCUUCAUGGCAAUGCCAGUGACAUGUCAGCAGAAUCAUACCCCCUGACAUACUGCAAAAAUUUUGAGGAACAUGACAAACAAUUCAAGGUGUUGAUUUGGCCUCCAAAUUCACUACAUAUCAAAUCAGUCAAUUCAAGUUCAAUCCAUGGAGGUCCCAUCUCACAACUUACAAGACUUAAAGGAUCUGCUGCCAAUGUUUUGGGGUUACAAAACACAGCACACCAUCACAGGUCUUGUGGAGUCCACACCUUGAAGGGUAGGAGCUGUUUUGGUAGCACAGGGGUAACCAAUGCAGUAUUAAGUAGGUGGCUUUUAUGUUACGGCUUCAUCUAGGCAUUUAGCAAAUGCCCUUAUCCAGAGCGACUUACAUUUUUAUCUUAUUAUUCAUCUGAGCAAUUGAGAGUUAAGGCCUUGCUUAAAGGCCCAACAGUGGCAACUUGGUGGUUGUGGGGAUCUUCUAAACCAUGGUUCAAUGCCUUAACCACUAUGCUACCCCUGUCCCCAUGGCUGAUUGGUGUAUGUUUAUUGAUUGACUUAAUAAUCAAUUGCAAUUAAGUGCAAUUUUAUUUUUUGCUAUACAAAAAUGUAUUAAAUAAUAUAGUAAUUCAUAUAAAAUGUGCCUUUAACAGCCUAUUAUUAUUGAAAUAUAGAGAUGUAAACUAGUUGUUUAUGCUUUAUGCAGCUUUUGUUUGAUAAAAGGGUGGACUUGUAUAUGAUAAUUUAAACAUUAUAAUCAAUGUGAGACGCUUGGGGUGGUUUAGA